AUGUUUCAUUAUGAAGACGAACGAAUAUUUUAUUGUUCAAAUGAAGAUGAUGUUUAUACUGCCAUCGUGAUGAUCGAGAAAGGAAAUGUUCUUCCUGGUGGACAAGCGUGUAGUCCAUUUCCAUCGGAUAAAAUUGAGAAAAAAGCUUUGCAUUCAUCAACCUCGAAUUAUGUGUGUGACUUAAUGAUAAGUUAUUGUCGUCAAGAUAAAGAUCUUGUUCAUAUGAUUUAUUCCACAUUAAUUGCUGAUGGAUUCAAAGUUUGGGUUGAUUUUGAGAAUAUGUAUGGUUCAACAAUCGAGAGAAUGGCCGAAAAUUCACACUUUAUCCAUGUUUGCAUCUCGAAUCGAUAUGAAAUGAGUCCAUAUUGUAAAGUUGACGGGCAAUAUACUUAG
Messenger RNA from Adineta ricciae, 393 nucleotides. The record is from the annotation of a GenBank genome assembly. Lineage: Eukaryota; Metazoa; Rotifera; Eurotatoria; Adinetida; Adinetidae.